GGGUGGUAACGUUGCGCGCAUGAUCAGCCGGUUAAUAAGACGCCGGUUUGGAAGUUUAAACAGAUGAGAGAUGCUGUCAGGCUGAGGACAUAACCGCGACCAGAAAAUAGGUCAGAACCGGGAUUAUAUCAGUAACAAAUCCGCGCUGGGAGCGACCUCGACACAGUGAGACACGUACGUUUGGACCAUGGUUCAACAGACGGAACAUGGCGGCCAGGGGAUUACCAGCGGGUCCCGCGAGGCGACCCAUCCCGAUGAGAGUGAGCUGCUGCCGGCCUCAGCGUGCAGCGCCGUGCCGACGAAGCCAGACUGGUGUAAGACAGCGUCCGGGCACAUUAAACGGCCCAUGAACGCCUUCAUGGUCUGGUCCAAAAUCGAGAGGCGGAAGAUCAUGGAGCAAUCACCGGAUAUGCACAACGCGGAGAUUUCUAAGCGGCUCGGGAAACGUUGGAAAAUGUUGAAAGAUACCGAAAAGACGCCGUUUAUCCGGGAGGCGGAGCGGCUCCGGCUCAAGCACAUGGCUGACUACCCGGACUACAAGUACCGGCCCAAGAAGAAGCCCAAGACGGAGGGGGGAGCUUUUCCUGCGGGAAAGUGUGCCGCUCAGUCCCCGGAGAAAACGGCUGUCAGACCCGCGAACAAGAGCCACUCCGCCGCCAAAAAACUCUCCAAGUUGAAACCCAGCAAGCCGGUGGUCGGUCCGGUCCGAGCGGGGGGCCAUCUACCACAACACCAGCACAUCCAGCACCAGGACCCCCGGUACCGAUACGUGCUGACCACCAGCUUCAAAGCCAGCAAGCUCGUUAAACGGGACUUUACCGACGAGGAUGAGGAGGACGAUGAAGAUGAUGAGGAUGAUGAUGAUGACGAAGAUGACUCCGACGAAGAGCUGGAGUUCAAAGCGGACGAGGAGGACGAGACGUCCCGCUACAGCCCCGCCGCCGAGCCGGAGGGAACCAGCAUGUUCGAGUCCUCCGGCCGGCUCUUCUACAGCUUCAAGAACAUCACCCGGCAGGGCCCCGGUAAAUGCUCAUACCCGGCCUCUCUCUCACCAGCGUCCUCGUCCCGGUCCGGCUCCACCUCCUCCUCCUCCUGCUGCGGGGAGGAUCUCGAUGACCUCCCCACGGAGAGCUCUGACUUCACCCUCAACCUCCUGGCUGGCCUACACGCCUCAUCCGAGCCGUGGAACUCGUCGUGCAGCUCGGGUAACCUGAGCCUGUCCCUGGUGGAUAAAGACCUAGACACGUGCGGCAGCGAGGGUAGCCUCGGGUCCCACUUCGAGUUCCCGGAUUACUGCACCCCGGAGCUCAGCGAGAUGAUCGCCGGGAACUGGCUGGAGGCCAACUUCUCGGACCUGGUGUUCACGUAUUGAUCCCUGGUCGGGGGUCACAGACACCAUACCGGGCCAGGUAAGAGGAUUAUCAGGGUCGAUGCUCCAGAUUGAAGUUGGCAUCUAAUUCACAGCUUUUGAAACAGCUGUUAUGGGAAGAUCCUGGAAACAAGGUCGUGAUCUAAAACCACCACUGCUCGACUUGUCAGACCUGAACUAGAUUAUCUGGGAGAGCUCACACUCAAUUUUGUUAAUGUAGAAGAAUAAAAAAGUAGAACUAAUCUCUGAAUCACAUUUGACCUGUUCCCUAUCCAGAACCAUAAUACCUUGACCAUUCAAAUCCAUACUAGACCAACCUGAAGAGGCCACAGUCUCUUAAAAAAACUAAUUUUUAGAGUUGUCAGACAUUUAACCCCAUUUCACUGUUUUUCCUGCUGAGACCACAAUGAUCCAAGUUCCGAUCUUAUUCUAAAAAACACACUUUUCUAAGAGUCUAACCAAGCCCUGGAACCAAACUGCUAACACAGAUAGGAUGAAAAAUACCUCACUGAAACUUUGUCAUUAAGUGACAGCUUCUGUGUAGCAUUAAUUAGUCUGGGUAUUGUAGUUCUAAAUCAGAAAGUUGUCCAAUAUUGGUCCAGACAGGAAGAAAAAUAAGUCAAAUUGACCUGAAACAGUGACUCAACUGGUCUGCACUCACACUAUGAUAACUGGGUCAAGUCAAGUUUGGUGGUUUUGGACUAGGACCUUGUUUCCAUAACCCACUGCAUAAUAGUCAAAUCAGGUGCUGCUUAAAUGAAGCUAACUUUUUGCAUUGUCCUCCUUCCAGCAACCUCAUCUGCCCCAGAACCAGCUCUGGAGGGGAGGGUGUGAAGCUCCAGAGCCUGUCAGGGACCGGGCUGAUGUGGCUGCAGCUGCCCGGCAGAGGGAUCUCUGAUUUCGGGGACACACGCCGAGGUACUUCUGCAAAAAUAUAGGACUGGAUCAGAUCACAUCUACAGGGUUUUAUGGAUUUAUUUUUCUGUUGCUCGGGUCUGAACCAGGACCUGGACUAUGCAUUCCCGUCCAGACCGUAAAGGACUCUAAAAUCAGGAUAAGACUCUUUGUGUUCCUCCAGAACUUCAGGACUCUUUUAUGACUCUUCACGUUUAAAGUCUUUAUUUUAUAUUAAGUGAGGAGCCGCCAUGAAAUGUUGAGUUUCAGCCUAAACGGAGCACAGGUGUGGCAGGAAGCAUUUUUGAUAUUUACAUAACCAGACAUACCUCAUGUUUUUUUAAAGAUCUGCAGAAUAAAACUAUUUUCAGGCAUAUUUUUGUACAGUAAAGGGAAUGUUCAGGCACUUCUUCUCCUUCCUCUACCACAGUUCAUUCUGACUGAUGAAUAUUAUUGUUUGUAUUUGAGCAUGUGAGGGUUCAAAUCCCAGCCAGCCUGCCUUGCUUUAAUGCCUUGCUGUUGUUUUAAACAAGUGUAUAGACAGAAAGGUGAGCCUUUAUUGUGGAAGGGAGAUUGUUUGGUUGUAUAUGUUGUGUAAAAUAGUUAAAGUUUAGGAGUUUAUGUAUACUGGUGUGAAUGAGUCCAAACUGGAUUUUCUGUUACAUUUUUUUUAUCAUUGACGGCACAUAUUUGUUUCUUUCCACUCAUUAUUUUUGUGCAAUAUAAAGAAAAAGAAAAAAAAUGAUCUAAAGGAGCAUUCCAUGUUUUUUUGGGUAGCGGAGAGGAGACUGCGUUAACUCGUCCUACAUGAUGAAGUCUGUAUGUGACAACUGAAUAAAUCAGCUGGAACUGAGACCUCUGCUCUGUCUGAUUAUUGAUCUUUGACAUGAUUGGCUGUCAGAGGGCCCAUUAAAGAGCCAGACCACUACAUUUAUGGCCGUUUACUCUCUAAAAAUAAUAAACAUUUUUCAACUACUUUUAAGACAUAUGUUAAACAAUUUCAUGGCAGGGUCCUUAAAGUAGUUUUUUAAUGCAGUUUAAUCAACUCUGAUUGUGUGACUCCAAUAGUUGUCAGAGUCCUCAAAUGCACUUAUGAAUAUCCAAACUACAUAUCCUGAAAAUAAAAGGGAUUUUCUUAAUAAGCUUGAAACAUCCUGGAAGCAAGGGGUGGACCUAAAAGUUCCAGGUGAAAAUUAACUCUAAGUUCAGUGUUUGAAUUCAAAGCUUUUGGUGCCUGAAUUGUAUGGUGGCCCUGAAGUUAAAAUCGUCAACACAAAAAACUUUUCAUGUGACCAAAAAAAGCUCAAAAACAUUUCAUACAAUCAAAAAACAUCAGAAACACUCACAAAUAAUAAUGCAUUUAGUUAAAUCUCUGCAUUUAAAUAGUUUUCAUGAAAUAUUUUUUUGCAUUCUGUAAUAUGUUUUUGCACAGUAUAUUGACUUUUGCAUUUCAUAAAAUACAAAGCAUUUUGUAAAAACAGCUUUCAACAUUGUGUAAAUUCUGUCAUUUGCAUUUUUAAAUAUUUUUCAUUAAAAAAAUGUAAAGAGGCGUCUCAAAAAUUUCUGCAUCUCUUAAAAUAUUAACUUAUUCCAUGGAAUAUUUCUUUUUUCAUCUCAUGAAAACAAAUUUGCUUUGGGUCAGAUAUUCUGAGAUCCUAAUUAUUUUUGAAAAAGUGUUACAAAUAAAAAAUUUUAAAAAACGCAGAUUUUGGAUUUAUUUUGGUUCUGUGAUUUUUGCUUUUUGUUAAAUUUCCGCGUCUUAUUUUUUAUCCCGCGGAAAAAAUUUUUGAAUCCUCUAUAUAUUCAUUCAUUCAUACUUUUUUUUAAUCAUGACAUAUUUUUGAGUGAAGUGAAAUAUAUUUACGAUUCAUGAAAUAUUUUCUUGACUUUAACUGUAGUAAAAGGUUUUCUAACUUAAGUGAAAUGUAACUCUGGUUCAUUUAGCCUUUUGGCCACUUAAGAUUAUGAUGGUUCGACUAGCAAUAAGCUCAGUAGGGAUCAUAGUAACCUUUUAAAGGUCCAUGAAAGUCUUUAAAAGCCUUGAAACACUAAGAGAUGAAUGUCAAACAAUAUGGAAAAACCAGGAAUGCUGAGACUUUGUGUGCAAAAUAAUUAAAUACUUCAAUAUUUGGCUGCUGGGCCUGCUGAA
Xyrichtys novacula (pearly razorfish) is the source of this 4412-nucleotide messenger RNA. The record is from the annotation of a GenBank genome assembly. Lineage: Eukaryota; Metazoa; Chordata; Actinopteri; Labriformes; Labridae.